Molecule: messenger RNA, 1227 nt
Organism: Trichoplax adhaerens
Lineage: Eukaryota; Metazoa; Placozoa; Uniplacotomia; Trichoplacea; Trichoplacidae
Exons: 8
Coding region: 1-1227 (408 amino acids)
Biological process (GO): cholesterol biosynthetic process; farnesyl diphosphate metabolic process
Cellular component (GO): endoplasmic reticulum membrane
Molecular function (GO): squalene synthase [NAD(P)H] activity
Source: RefSeq, a predicted model, not a curated record
AUGGAAUUAGUCAAAUCGAUCACUCGUCCUAGCGAAUUUCUUGCAUUGAUCCAAUUCCAGUUUGGAGCGAUGAAAACUGUGCAAAUCCAGGAUUGGACAAAAUUGUCCCCAACUCUUAAGAGGUGUUACCAAUUUCUGGUUAUGACAAGUCGUAGUUUUGCUUCUGUCAUACAAGCCCUUGAUGGGGAACUAAGGGAUGCUAUAUGUAUAUUUUAUUUGGUCUUACGUGCCUUGGAUACACUCGAGGACGAUAUGACGAUUCCAGUUGAAGAAAAAACGGCCUUAAUGAAAGAGUUACACGAAAAUUUAUACAACCCAGAGUGGAAAUAUAGGAGAAGUCAAGAAGUUGACAAAAUUGUCUUAGAAGAGUUUCCAGUUAUUUCUGCGGAAUUUCGAAAUUUAGAUAAAUCUUAUAGAGAUGUUAUACAAGAAAUUACAAAAAGAAUGGCCGACGGCAUGUGCAAGUACUUAGAUUGUGCUGACGUUAACUCUUUUGAAGACUGGAACGAGUACUGCCAUUAUGUAGCUGGUCUAGUUGGCAUAGGACUUUCCAGAAUAUUUAGUGCGUCAAAGUUGGAAGAUGAAAUUGUCGGAGAAGAUGAACCAUUAUCUAAUUCAAUGGGUCUGUUUUUACAAAAGACCAACAUUAUUCGCGAUUAUUUAGCUGAUAUCCAAGAAGGGAGAAAAUUUUGGCCAAAAGAAGCCUGGUCAAAAUUUGCAAAGCGACUGGAAGAUUUUCAAGAUGCUAGUAAUAGGGAUGAAGCCGUUCGUUGUCUAAAUUUUUUAAUUACUAACGCGUUACAUCAUGUACCGGAUGCCAUCAAAUACUUAUCCAGAUUAAGAAAUCAGUCUGUUUUUAAUUUUUGUGCUAUUCCUCAGGUUAUGGCUAUUGGUACAUUAGCAGUGUGCUAUAACAAUCCUGAUGUUUUCACGACUGUGGUUAAGCUACGCAAAGGUCAAGCUGUUUAUAUGAUGAAGCGUGCAGUGAGUUUAAAUGCUGCUAAAAUAAUUUUUCACGACUUUGCAGCUGAGAUUGCGAAAAUUGCACCAAAAAAUGAUCCAACUAAAGAUAAAACUCUCCAAAUCUGUGAAACAAUCUUGAUGUUGACUCAUGUAAAAGAUUCCGGUUCAUCCUACUUGCCAGUAUUAUCAGCCAGUAGUGUUGUUCUAUUUACGGCUCUUUGGUACUAUUAUAACGGAACCGAACAGGUCUAUCGCUUUUCUUAA